Plasmodium gallinaceum is the source of this 4311-nucleotide messenger RNA. RefSeq names its product cell cycle control protein, putative. The record is from RefSeq and is a predicted model, not a curated record. Gene Ontology annotation, biological process: mRNA splicing, via spliceosome. Gene Ontology annotation, cellular component: catalytic step 2 spliceosome. The transcript has a single exon. Bases 1 to 4311 code for a protein of 1436 amino acids. Gene Ontology annotation, molecular function: protein binding; RNA binding. Lineage: Eukaryota; Apicomplexa; Aconoidasida; Haemosporida; Plasmodiidae.
AUGAGCCAUAGGAAAGAUGAACGUAAAAACAAAGAAAAAAUUCAUGAGAAAAGUCAAAGAAUAAGAAGAAAAUAUUCGUCAUCCUCUGAUAAUGAUAGUAAAAAAAAAAAAAAAAACAUAUAUUCUUCAUCUGAUGAUGAGAAAAGAAUAAAAAAAGGAUACCCAACUUAUGGUGAUAAAAGGAUGAAGAAAAAUCACUUAUCAUCUGAAGAUAGGAAAAUAGAAGAAUCUUCUUAUUUUUCUUCUGAUGAUAAUUAUAGUAAUUCAAGUGUUAGCAAAAGUGAUGACAUAAAAAUGAGAAAGUUACAAAGAAAAAAUAUAAAGAGAUCUUCAAGUUCUGAAAGUGAUAUAAAUAAAAAAAGAAUAAAGAAUGUUAGGAAUAAUAAGGAAGUAAUACAUGAGAAAUAUAAAAAAAAUAUCACAAAAAAAAUAAAAAUUGAGAACAAAAAGGAGGAUGAUAAAAAUGUUUUUUUUUUUGAUAAUUCAAAAGAUAAAUCUAAUGCAGCAAAUAAAAAUGAUAAAAACGAAAAAAAAGAAUUCAUAGGUUUAUGUUUAAACAAAGAUGAUAAAAACGAUACUAUACAUGAAAAAGUGAUUAACUCUGAAGAUGAUAUGAAGAUUAAUUCAAACAUUUUUAAUGAGAAAAGAGAAAAGUUGAAACAUUCUCAAAAAUCUAUAGAAAAAGUAAAAAAAUAUCAGAAGAGUGAUGGCAUAGAUGAUGAACAAAAAAUUAUAAAAAAAAAUAAUACAUACGAAGAAGAAAAAAAGCAAAAUAUUGAUGAAGAAGAAAUUAGGGAUAUAAAAAGUAGGGAACAAAAAAAAAUGGAUAAAAGUAGUAACAAAAUAGAAGAAAAGCAGAAAGAUAAUGAAAACAAUAAAGAAAAAUAUUUAGAAAAAAGUAAUAAAAAAAGAGGAUAUAGAAUGGAGGAAAAAAUAAAAAAUGAAGAAAAAUAUGUACAAAAAUUGAUAAAAAAAAGCAACGAAAAUGAAAAAAAUGAUAAAGAAAGCAAUAGAGGUAUAGAUGUAGAAAAAGGAGAAGAAAAAAAAAAGACAAAAGAGCACAUUGAGGAAGAAUAUGAAAAAUGUAAAGGUGAAAAAAAAAAAUUGCACAUGAAUGAUUCUGAAAAACAUAAGAAGCAUCUAAGUUCCAACAUUAAGUGUAAAGAAAAAAAAGGAAUUGAUAAUAUUACAAGAAAUGAUAAUGAAAAUAUGAAUAAUUAUGAAAAUGAAAUAGAAAAAGACAAAAAAAUUAAAAAAGGAGAUAUAAAACAUACAAGUGAUUCUAAUAAAAUAUUAAUUGAUACGUUUGAUAAAAAGAGGAAGCGACAUGACAAUAGUGAUAAUGAAAAAAAAUUAUAUGAACCUGAAUUAAAUAAGGUCGAAAAAAAUGAUAUAAAAAAUAAAAAGGGUGAAAUCAAUGAAAAGUUUAAUGAUUCAGAGGAAAAUGUGAAAAAAAAGAAACAUAAGAAUUUAGAUUACAACAAAAAAAGUAUGGAAAAUAAAAGCAGGAAAGAAAAUAGCAGUAAAAAAAUCCAUAAAGAUAAGGAAGAGAAUUUUUUAUAUAUGAAAAUGAAUAAAGAAAGUGUUGAAUCUAGUAAUGAGAUUUUAUUUAACAAAAAAAAAGCAAAAUCGUCAUGCAAGAAAAAAGAAGUUAUGUCAUCAUCAUCAUAUGAUUCAAGUGAAAUUUAUCAUAGAAAAAAAAAAAAAAAUAAAUCAAAUAAAAAAAUACAGAUUAAUGAAAAAAAAGAAAAAAAAAAAUAUAACAAAAAUUACAGUAAUAAAAAAAGCCUAAGUUAUGAAAAAAGAGGUGUGUAUAUCAGAAAUAGUGUUAGUAGUAGAAGUAUUAGUAAUAGUAGUAGUAAUAGUAAAAGUAAUAAUAGUAUAAGUAAUAGUAAUAGUAGUAGUAGUAGUAAAAGUAAUAAUAGUAUAAGUAAUAGUAGUUAUGAUAAAAGUAGCCUAGAAUGCAAUAGUAUUAGUAGUAAAAAUAUUGUUAGAAGUAAAAAUAGAGCAAAUAAAUAUAAGGGUAACAGUAGAUUAUAUAGAAGGAAAAGCAUUAUUAGUAGUAGUAGUAAUAGUAGUAGAAGUAGAAGUAAUAGUAGUAGUAAUAGUAGUAGUAGUAGAAGUAAUAGUAGUAGUAAUAGUAGUAGUAGAAGAAGAAGUAAUAGUAGUAGUAAUAGUAGUAGUAGUAGAAGCAGAAGUAAUAGUAGUAGUAAUAGUAGUAGUAGUAGUAGUAGUAGAAGUAGUAAAAGUGAUAAUAGAAGUAAGAGUAGCAAAAGUAAUAGCAAAUUAAGCUAUAGUGGAGGUAAGAAUUAUAGUAGUAAUGAUAGAAAAGUUAUAAAAAAUAAGAAAAGAAAAUAUAUAAAUGAAGACAAUAAAAAAAAUAAUGGAAAAAAUAAAAGAUGUGAUGGAACACAAAAUAGUGACAUUUAUGAAUUAAAAAAAAAAAAGCAUAAUAAGGAAAAAAAAAAUGAGGAAAAAGAAUAUGAUCCAUUUGAGGAAAGUGAAAGUGGAAAUUUAGAAAUUAAUGAGGAUUUAAUAGAAUAUGCAAAAAAAAAAAUUGCGAAUGUUACAACUGAAGAUAUAGGAAAAUCAGGAGGAGUAUAUAUACCACCUUUCAAAUUAGAAAGAUUAAAAAAUGAAGUUACAAAUAAGAAAAGUACUUUAUAUCAAAGACAAGAAUGGAUGAAAUUAAAAAAAAAAAUUAAUAAUAUAGUUAACAAAGUAAAUGUUGAUAACAUUAGUGAAAUAUGUUAUGAAUUAUUUGAAUGUAAUUUAAUAAGAGGAAAAGGACUAUUUAGUCGUGCAUUAAUACAUGCUCAAUUAAGUUCUCCUGCUUUCACUAAUGUGUUUGCUUGUCUUUUGUCUGUAGUUAAUUCAAAGUUUCCUAACAUUGGUCUGCUAACUAUACAAAGAGUUAUUUUACAUUUCCGUAGAGCAUAUCAAAGGGGAGAUAAAAUUUUAUGUUUUAAUACUGUUAAAUUUAUUGCUCAUAUGAUAAAUCAAAGAAUAUUACACGAAAUAGUUGGUUUACAAUUAUGCUCAUUACUUUUACAGAAUAUAACUAACGAUUCAAUACAAGUAUGUACAUAUUUUUUAGUUGAUGUUGGUCAAUUAUAUAUGAAUAUAUGUAGAAGGGGAUUGGAUAUAAUUUUUGAUAGACUAAAAGAUAUAAUACAAGAGGGUAAGAUAAAUAUUAAAACACAAUAUGAUAUUGAAAAGUUAUGGAAUUAUAGAAAAAGUUAUUUUAGUGAGUUUCCUACUGUUAUUGAAGAGUUAGAUUUAAUUGACGAAAAUGAAAAAAUUGUUCACGAAAUAGAUCUUCUUGAUGAGAGUUUUAAUAAUCAAGAAGAAUUAAAUAUAUUCAAAGAAGUUCCAUAUGAGCAAUUUGAAGAAGAAAAUAUAGAAUGGAAUAAUAUUUCAAACGAAUUAUUACAUGGAAUCACCUCUGACAAAAAAGAAAAAAAGAAAAAUAAAAAGGAUGAAUACGAUAGAAACUCUUCAGAAGAAAGUAAAAGUAGUGAUGCUGACUCGGAAAAUGAAGAUAUUUAUAAAGAAAAAAAAAAAUGUAAAGAAAAUAAUGAGGAAGAUAGUGAAGAAGAAAGUAGUAGCGAUAGUGAGGAGGAUAAUAAUGAGGAGGAAAGUAAUGAUAGUAACGAAAGUGAGGAAGAUUAUGAGAAUAAUAAAGAAGAAAUUAAAGAUAUGACUGAACAGUAUCUUAUUAAUUUAAGAAAAAAUGUAUAUUUAUCUAUAAUGUCUUCAUUAAGUUUUGAAGAAUGUGUGCAUAAAUUAUUGAAGUUAAAUAUAAAAAAGGGAUAUGAAAUAGAAAUAUGUAAUAUGUUAAUAGAUUGUUGUUGUAUGGAGAAAACAUUUCAAAAAUUUUAUGCUUUGCAAGCAGAAAGGUUGUGUAAAUUAAAAAAAAUAUAUCAGGAAAAUUUUGAAAAAUCCUUUGAAAAUUCGUAUAAUACUGCACAUAGAUUAGAAACAGCGAAAUUAAGAAAUUGCUCGAAGUUUUUUGCUCAUUUAUUAUAUACUGAUGCUAUAUCAUGGAGUGUUUUUAUGAUUAUUAAAUUAACAGAAGAAAAUACCACUUCAUCAACAAGAAUAUUUAUUAAAAUAUUAUUACAAGAAUUAACUAAUAAUUUAGGUUUACAAGUGUUAUAUGGAAAAAUAAAUCAUCCAUCUAUAUCUCCAUUCUUAAGUGGAUUAUUCCCAACAGACAAUGCUCAAAAUAUCAGAUUUUGCAUAAAUUUUUUUACGGCUAUAGGUUUAGGUGCUUUAACGACAUCGAUGAGAAAAUUACUAUUAAAUUAA